Molecule: messenger RNA, 934 nt
Organism: Diabrotica virgifera virgifera (western corn rootworm)
Lineage: Eukaryota; Metazoa; Arthropoda; Insecta; Coleoptera; Chrysomelidae
Product: scoloptoxin SSD976-like
Exons: 1
Coding region: 70-909 (279 amino acids)
Source: RefSeq, a predicted model, not a curated record
UAGGAAGAUGAUGUACUGUCGUACUGUCAUGUUGAAAACUUUACAAAAUAACUGAAACAGAUAUUUUUAAUGAUUCUUUAUAUAAAAUUAACGGUUUUAAUCAUUUUAACGAUUUCUAAUAUAACUUAUUCCAUGUUAGAAGAUUAUGAUAGUUUGAGCGAAUGUAAAGAAGAAUGGCCAAGUUGUGAGGAUCAAAUAAAUGUAAUGUGUGAUUCAAGACGUUGUCGUCCUCCUGUUAAUAGAGAUUGUAGACCUAUGGAAAUGGACGAUGAAUUAAGGAAUCAUAUUUUGAAAGAACACAAUCGUUUGAGAAAUUUUUUAGCAAGCGGGGAGGAGACAAGGGGUGGUGUUGUGGGUGCAUCCAAUAUGAUGGUUCUUAAUUACGAUUACGAUCUCGAAAGAUCAGCGGCUUGCACCGCUACUAAAUGUGACAUGUAUCGCGAUCGCUGUAGACGUACCAAACGAUUUGAAAGGGUAGGACAAAAUCAUCAUAGAGCACCUACAGAACAAUCACAAAUGCAAGCCGCAAACACGUGGUAUUUGGAAAUUAUAAGACCGGCUCUGAUUAAUUAUCCUGCAAUUUUUGAUGAUUGGAAACCGUUUCAUACCGUUUCAAACUUUACUCAAGUUGUCUGGGCUAAGACGACACACGUUGGAUGCGGAAGAUCAGUCUCAGAAGAAGCUUAUUUCUUGGUUUGUAGUUACGGUCCUGGUGGAAAUAGGCUUAGUCAACCUGUUUACAAAAAAGGUGAACCUGCGACACAAUGUCCCCCAAAGGUAAAAAGAAGUAAAAAGUACCCGAACCUAUGCGGAACUGCUCAUGAUAUUAAUGUCGCAGUACAUUUGCAUCCUAUACAAAACAUAUGGCUAUAUAUUUUUUUCACUUUUUAUAGUUUUUUACAGUUCUGAUUGUAAUAUAUUCUAGUAAACGUAA